This is a messenger RNA of Bursaphelenchus xylophilus (pine wood nematode), 4509 nucleotides long. NCBI's taxonomy places the organism in Eukaryota, Metazoa, Nematoda, Chromadorea, Rhabditida, Aphelenchoididae. The record is from the annotation of a GenBank genome assembly.
AUGUCGACCCUCAGCUACAAUCUACCGCCAAAGAAUCGGUUUCGAGUGGCAAUUGGAAACAAUCCGCCGGAUGCCUUUGAUCGAUGCAAUGGCGGAUUCCCCAGGAUGAAGCCGACGGUCAGCUGUCCUUAUAUCGGAUUUACCUUGGAGGUAAGGAGAGUACUAGUCCCUUUGCAAAGCAGCUAGAGUAAUUUUGCAGUCCGGUGACUUUCCAGAAGGACUAAUAUUAUAUAGAUAAAAGUUACGGAUGUUGGUUUUUACGGCAAAUAUUAGUUUUUUAUAUGUUACACUAAAUCAGGGUAAAGAAAACGAACGUUAUGAAUAGCUAAAAUUAUAAAAAGUGGACAUAUGCAAUGCCUUCGCAAAGUCUCCGCCGAGCGUCCGCCGACCAUCCAACUUCUUUGCUACGCCUCGUAGGCACUUUUUACAACUUUUUGGGGUAUCUACCUGCCCUGACUCGAUCGAUUUUGUAUUGACCCGAACUGUCGUCGACCCCCGAAAUGGGAGCGUGGUCGCUCGCGCCCUGACUUCUGCAAACGCCAAAAUUUACUACAGCGACUUUGCGAACGGACUAACAAAUCAUUUCCAUGGAUGUCGAAAAAAUUAUAUUCUUAACUGAAUCAUGAUUUGUGUUGAAAAUAUUGAUCCCCGAUUCAUUGUUUUAAAAAAUUUUCGGAAUAUUCAGGAUUCGGAAGCAACUGGUUUUGUUUCUUUCAAGUCGCAUCUUUAUGAAGUAAUUGAAAGUGACAUAAAAAAGAAUGAAUCUUCAUAUUCAUCGGAGGAAAAGAAUUUGAGAAAAUUAGAUUUAAAUAGCUCAAUAACAAUAUUGAGUUCAAAAAUAAAAAAAAAACGUUACAUACAUUUAAUAUAUACAUGUACAUUACAGGUAAUUAAAAUGCUAACGGACUGGUCUCACUUUUACUUGGAGCCGGUGGUCAUCAAAUCGGAUGAGGGCCAAGUCAAUUGGCAUGGCGUGGUACGUUGAAUUCGCUAGAAAUGUGGUCGAGAUGUGGAAAACGUCCCUCAAACGAUCGUAUAAAACGGUCCCCUCAAAAAACCGGCAUCUCAUUUUCGCAAAAAAAAACAAAAAAUUUUUACCGUGGGACCUGAUCCAUGUGUCAAAAAAUGUACCAUAUUGGAUCCGGGAAGUAUCAAAAAUGUUGCAAAAUGCUUCCCUCUCCAAGUGAAAAAAUUUCGUUUUGAUGGGCGCGCCCUUUUCCUCACAAAAAACGCGGGCGCGCUUUUUAAAUCCGAGUUUUUUUUUCACUUGGAGAAGGAGGUAUUUUGCCACAUUUUUUAUGCUUACUGGAUGCAAAAUGGUACGUUUUUUUGCCACUAGAUCAGGCCCCCUACUGUAGAAGAAACACGGAAAUUCUGCGGUCAUGUUUUAAAAUCAGCCAACAUUUGCUUACAAAAGGUUCAGGGGGACCUUUUGUAAGCAAAAUCCCUUGCCAACCCAUAAACCAAGUUAAGAUUCAGAAGAACGGCACAGCCACCGGAGUGCUCAGCAUGAUCGCCAAGUACAAGGUCGACACGGCGUGCAUGUUAUUCCAAAGCAACAUGGAACGGGCGCACAACUUUGACCUCUCAGAUGUUGUGACUUUUGCAAGUGGAACUUUGCACAUAGCUUCAUUAUGAUGGAGAAAAGCCAUAUGAUUUUUUUCAGGUGAACAUGGUGUACAUCACUAGGCCGAAGAAGAAAAAUGUGGCCAUGGCGUUGUGGAAUGCCUUCAAGCCCUAUCAAAUGAGCGUCUGGAUGUACUUGGGGAUCGGAUUCGUCUCGCAAUGCAUCUUCGCGGUGCUGGUUGGGAAGUUGGAGUGUGUUUUGGGAUGGUCGAAAAAGAUUGGGGUCUUUGAUGUAAGCGCUCUUUCAAGCUUUGUGUAUUAGCUCACAAGGGAAGGCUUCCAAGCGCAACACUCCAAUUUUUGUUAAGACGUCAAGAUUUUUGUUGUUAAGACGUCAAGCAUAGGCCAGAUAUUAAUUACGGAGAGAUUUAGCUUGCGCUUUCUAGAGGCAGCCAAGAUAUUCAACGAUAUUUGCCGCCAAAAGGCCUUGCAAAACGCCGAGCGCAGUCAGAAAGCAAAAGCAAAACACUCUUUGCUACAGCGCCGGACCUGAUCCUGCGGCAAAAAAUGUACCAUUUUUCAUCCGGGAAGUGUCAAAAAAUGUGGCAAAAUACCUCCCUCUCCAAGUAAAAGAACUCCAACUUCAAGAGCACUUUUUGUGGAGGGAAAGGGUCCUUUAAAGCUGUUUUUUUCGUUGGAGAGGGAGGCAUUUUGUUACAUUUUUUGAUACUUCCAGGACAAAUAACUUUAUUUACCAACCGUGGGGGAUCCAGUGGCAAAAACGUACCAUUUUGCAUCCGGGAAAUAUUUAAAAAUGUGGCAAAAUGCCUCCCUCUCCAAGUAAAACAGCUUCGUUUUGAAGGGCGCGCCUUUCCCUCCACAAACAAGAGCGGAUGCGCUUUUGAAAUCGGAGCCUUUUUACAUGGAAAGGGAGGUAUUUUGCAACAUUUUUGAUACUUCCAGGAUGCAAAAUGGUACGUUUUCUGCCACUGAUCACGUCCGCCACUGUAUUUCGAAAAUAAAUCAAAGCAUAUUGUUUUUGACACUUCCCGGAUGCAAAAUGUAACGUUAUCUGCCACUGGAUCAGGUCCGCCACUGUAUUUCGAAAAUAAAUCAAAGCAUUUUCUAACUCAUACUUUCAGAAAUGCUGGCAAUACCUGCGUCUUCAAAUCCGCCAAUCGAUGGAUUUCCACGUCCCAUUCAAGCUGAGUGCCGGGAAUCUAUCCUUCAUUUUUUACUCCGUGAUCCAAGCCACACUCCUCACGAACCUUUACUCCGGUAUCAUUUUGUCCGUCCUGAUGAGAGGCGAGUCUCCGAGGCCAUGGGAGACCUUUGAAGAUAUGGUGUCGCUCAUCAAGUCCCAGGAAUACAAGAUCGUCAUGGACAAGAACAGCUACGAGAACAGCUGGUUCUUCCACGAACUGCGUCAUGGCGAGACGGACCACAUGAAGAAGCUGCUCGGCGCUUUGAGCACAGCGCCAGUGAGCAUUGUGGACAGUGUGGAGGAUGUGUUAGACUUGAUGGAUCAGGGCGGUUAUAUUAUGGCCGUGCCGGAGGACAGCUACGCAUUGUUUGCAUCGACCGAAAGAUGCGGAUACUAUUAUUACAAAGACGGUAGAGCCAGCUUCUCAAAGCUAAUCUGCAGUGGGGACCUGAUCCAGUGGCAAUAAACAUACCAUUGUGCAUCCGGGAAGUAUCAAAAAUGUGGCAAAAUGCUUCCCUCUCCAAGUGAAAAAAACUCAGAUUUAAAAAGCGCGCCCGCUCUUUUUGUGAGGGAAAGGGCGCGCCCUUCAAAACGAAGUUUUUCUUCACUUGGAGAGGGAAGCAUUUCGCCACAUUUUUGAUACUUCCCGAAUGCAAAUUGGUACGUUUCUUUUCAAUGGAUCAGGUCCUCCACUAUAAAUCUGCAUUUUCAGCGAGUAUUUCGAAGCCAGCGUUCUUCCUUUUCGCCAAAAACAACCCUCUUCUCUCCCGAUUCAAUCGAGCUAUCCGGAUGAACCAGCAAUUCAUCGAUCGAACAUUCCGAAAGUACUUUGAUGUCACCAAGAAAACUGGCAAAAUCCCCAGAUGUCCCUUGACUGAUGAGGACAUUCCCGAAGCCGCUAAACAGCUGGGUAAGCGAGGAUUACCUUUUAACAUACAAUAUUUUCAAACCCUUUUCUAAAGGGAUCUUUGUCACACUUAGCUCCGUGAGAUCUCUUUUCAGACAUCAUGGAGACCUUCGGAAUCUUCUUCGUCAUAAUGAUUGGCUGGUCCGCCUCAAUUGUUGUCUGGGUGGCGGAAGUUUUCGUCUGGCUUCUCUGCGAAUGCUACCUUCGAAUACGCGACUCCCAUCGCCGCCGCAAACUGUUCGUGGAGCCGUGGCAAACGUUGGCCGCCGCCAAGAGUUUCUACGUCGUGUUGGAGAAGCCGAAGAACGACCAUGUUGUUGAAAACGGAAAAAUUGCGCCCAGAUUGUUAGUGAACUUGAAGAAAAUAAAUUGAAUAUGAGCUACCACCCUUAGGCAGGCCUAUUUUACCACUGAAUUGGUCUUUAGUCACCAUUUCUUUGCGUGAUGAUUAAUUUUAAUUGUAAUGUCCCUAUUUUUUAGCCUAUCAUAUAUCUUACACAUUCCACGACCGCUCAAAUUACAUGCUCAUGGUCCCCGAAAACUGGCCAAACGAAUCCGUCCAACUCUCCCUCCGAACUCGCUCUCGUCCAUCUGUGGAUUUAUGCUAUCAUGCACACACUGCUCGAUGAUGGAUGUUCGAGGCCCUGAAGCUUUAUAUAUUGCAUUCCCAAUUUGGCCUCAGGGCAAGAGUGGUCAUUGGGGACUUGUGGCGUCGCCCAUCUUCGCGUCUGCACAUAAUGUUUGCUUGUCCUUGGAUUUCGUUACGUUUUCGUUUUUCGAAGUUCUGAUGGCCGCUUUUGUUAUGGCUGUUUUCGUUUGCGGGUCUAGAUGA